Molecule: messenger RNA, 1032 nt
Organism: Balearica regulorum gibbericeps (East African grey crowned-crane)
Lineage: Eukaryota; Metazoa; Chordata; Aves; Gruiformes; Gruidae
Source: RefSeq, a predicted model, not a curated record
UUGGAUAUGAAAACCACCUCUCCUUUCUUCUGUUUCGGCAGUUAAAUAUUCUGGUUGACACUGGGAGCAGUAAUUUUGCUGUAGCAGGUGUGCCUGAUCCUGAUGUCACCUCCUACUUCAAUACCAAGCUGUCAAGUACAUACAAAUCUCAAGGGAUUGAUGUCACAGUUAAAUACAGUCAAGGAAGCUGGACUGGAGUGCUGGGUACAGAUGUCAUUACUAUCCCAAAAGGAAUCUAUGGCAGCUACAUCAUCAACAUUGCUACCAUUCUUGAAUCAGAGAAUUUCUUCUUACCAGGAGUUAAAUGGCAUGGGAUUCUUGGUCUUGCCUACGAUGCCUUAGCCAAGCCUUCCAGUUCUGUGGAGACGUUCUUUGACUCUCUUGUGAGGCAGGCAAAGAUCCCCAACAUUUUCUCCUUGCAGAUGUGCGGUGCUGGACUGCCUGUUUCUGGAAGUGGUACCAACGGAGGUAGUCUUGUUCUGGGUGGAAUUGAACCAAGUCUGUACAAGGGUGAUAUUUGGUACACACCUAUCAAAGAGGAGUGGUAUUACCAGGUCGAAAUUCUCAAACUGGAGGUUGGAGGACAGAACCUCGAAUUGGACUGCAGAGAGUAUAAUGCCGAUAAAGCGAUAGUAGACAGUGGAACCACACUUCUCCGUCUGCCCCAGAAAGUCUUCAGUGCUGUUGUGCAAGCAAUAGCUCGCACAUCCCUGAUACAAGAAUUUUCUUCUGGUUUCUGGACUGGUUCACAGCUUGCAUGCUGGGAUAAAACUGAAAGACCCUGGUCUAUAUUUCCCAAACUCUCCAUUUACCUGAGGGAUGAAAACUCCAGUAGGUCGUUUCGGAUCUCUAUCCUACCACAGCUUUAUAUUCAACCCAUCCUUGGAAUAGGAGAGAAUUUACAGUGCUACCGAUUUGGCAUCUCUUCCUCCACAAAUGCUUUAGUUAUUGGUGCUACAGUCAUGGAAGGCUUCUACGUAAUAUUUGAUAGAGCCCAGAGGAGAGUGGGCUUUGCAGUGAGUCCAUGUGCAG